AGGUCUUGUAAAUGUCUGCGUUUUUAAUAAUAAAUAAUAAUGAUAAAUAUAAUAUAAUAAUAAUAAUAGUGAAUCUUGACAUGGCAGAGGAAAUCAGAGGUUUUGUGCGUUUCCUUGACUUUAUGAGCUUCUUCGGACCCAGCCCCAGCGUCGCCAAUCGGCUUCCCUCUUGGAAGGAGUGGACCAAUCAGCGACCGUCUUCGAUGAAUAUUCAUGAGUCCGAGAUUCAAACCUUUGAGCGAGUUUGUCUUGGUCCACAGCAUCACACCAAGGACUUUUCACAGGGACAAACUGCAUUUUCUUAUGAAUGGAAAGAGAAAAAAUCAGUUCGGCUUAAAUUGGGACUCAUCCUGCACCGAGAUCACAGAAGGAAAACAACAAAAGCGAGACAGGGGGAACCGCCAGAAGAGAUGACAAUGACUACAAUUCCAGAAGGUCUUAAUAGCCCUUCCUCAGGAAAAGCCGUUUUCAUGGAGUUCGGACCCCCGAGUCAACAAAUGUCGCCUUCCUCCAUGUCGCACGGACACUAUCCCAUGCACUGUUUACAUUCCGCAGGUCAUACCCAGCACGACAGCUACAGUCCGGGCUCCUCGUUCCCCAGAUCGCUGGGUUAUCCAUACGUGAACUCCGUCGGCAGCCAUUCCACCAGUCCAUAUCUGAGCACAGUGCAGCCCUACCAAAACAGCUCGGCGCUCGCGCAGACACGGUUAGAGGACACGGCGCCAGAAACGGAGAAAAACACGGUGGUCGAAGGCGGAGAAGUUCGGUUCAACGGGAAGGGGAAAAAGAUUAGAAAACCAAGGACUAUCUAUUCCAGUUUACAACUUCAAGCUCUGAACAGGAGAUUUCAACAGACUCAAUACUUGGCGCUACCGGAGAGAGCUGAGCUCGCGGCGUCGCUGGGUCUCACCCAGACACAGGUGAAGAUCUGGUUUCAGAACAAGCGGUCCAAAUUCAAGAAACUGAUGAAGCAGGGCGGCGGCACGAUCGACGCCAACGCAUUGGCCACUGGCCGUGGACUUUCGAGCGGCUCUCCCUCGGUGGCACCGGUGUGGAGCUCGCCGACCACCGUGAAGACGUCGGUGGGCACUACCGGAUCUUACAUUCCCAGCUACACCUCAUGGUAUCCAACCACACACCAAGAGUCUAUGCAACAGUCACAGCUCAUGUGAACACGGACCUCAGCCCUCUACUCUGCUCGAGGCUCGUGUGUCAGGAAGGGGACGGGGACGGGGGUGACUGAUAAUGCGCAACACCGAACCCCGGAAUUCGCUGCCGCAUGCCGCCGACUGACACCGUGGCCUCCUCAUACCGGAUGACGGCAAGCAGUGAGGACGAAGAAGAAGGAGAAGAAAGGAGCUGAGAGACUGAAUAGGCACCCAAAUGCGCCCAGGGGGCAACAAGGCCCUGACAGUCAGCGGAAAUCGUAGACAAAUGGAUUUUUUUUGGGGGGGGGCUGCUGUUUAUCACCUUUGUUUUUGUUUUUUUAUCAUAUCUGUGUGAGUUAUUCUAUUGUUGAGCAUGUUAAUAUGAAACCGCGUGUUUGUUUAUACGCCACACUUUGGGCCCAUUGGGACCUCAAAAUCAAUAUGCACCCACAAAGUUAAGGGUGAAUUAGGCCAUAUAGAAGUGUAAUAACAAUUUAUUAAUCCAACCAUCCGACCAUCGCGCUACAGGAGCGCAUUCAGUCACAGAGCUUCGUCGUUCAAAGCCUCAACUUGCUACUAUGUUGUUUAUAUGUGUUUGUUAUUUAAGUUAAAUUAUUCAGGCUAGUUUUUCUUUUCUUAUUCAUGUCAGUCUGUGUUCAUCCAGUGAGUGUGUUUGAAAUAACAACAGUGUGUUGUUAAUGCUGCACUAAUGCAAGCAGAGCUUUCCUAUGCCCCGAUGUUAUGUGAAAAAAUGAAAACGGCCUGACGAUUUGCUGCUUUAGAAAAAAAAAAAUAUCCCGAGGGGUUGAGCGGCUCAUGUGUCACUGUAUUUUGUACAUAAUUUCUCAGAUUUUUUUCUUUUUGUGCUGUAUACUGGAUACGCUGUGAAACAGGGUUUUAGGCUUUCUGUAUUUGUCGAGAUGUGUUUUUUUUUGUCUAAAAUAGAAAAUAUUUAGUUUUGUAUUGAUCACUUUAAUUUAUUGAUCUGUUUCCGAAGAUUGUGUACAGAAUGUGCAAAAGUUUCAAAAGCAGUAAAAUAAUGAUUUAAAUUAU
Scophthalmus maximus (turbot) is the source of this 2201-nucleotide messenger RNA. RefSeq names its product distal-less homeobox 1a (gene dlx1a). The record is from RefSeq and is a predicted model, not a curated record. The coding region runs from base 12 to 1172 and encodes 386 amino acids. The transcript is spliced from 3 exons. Gene Ontology annotation, molecular function: RNA polymerase II cis-regulatory region sequence-specific DNA binding; DNA-binding transcription factor activity, RNA polymerase II-specific. Lineage: Eukaryota; Metazoa; Chordata; Actinopteri; Pleuronectiformes; Scophthalmidae. Gene Ontology annotation, biological process: embryo development; negative regulation of transcription by RNA polymerase II; cell differentiation.